Messenger RNA from Astrephomene gubernaculifera, 5033 nucleotides. The record is from the annotation of a GenBank genome assembly. Lineage: Eukaryota; Viridiplantae; Chlorophyta; Chlorophyceae; Chlamydomonadales; Astrephomenaceae.
CCGCCUGUAAACCACCCCCAUCAGCUCAGUGACCGAAGGACUUCCUCGUCACGCGCAACCCCACCAACGCCACCACCCUGCACCGUCAACAUCGUCGCCGGCCUUAUCAUCGUCCGCCGCUGCUGCUGCCGCCGCCGCCGCUGCUGCCGCCGGCCUGCUAUGUCACCCGGGGCUCUGGAGGGAUGCCAACUGUCGCCACUGCUGCUCCUCCUGCCUAGCCGCUCUGCAUGCAAGCAGAUGCGACGUACUGCAUGCAGUCCUAGAGGUGCUAGCUGAAUGGGGCAACGCUCUCGCGUUGAGAGACCUCGAAAACAAAAGUAAGGGCAGCAGCGGCGGCAGCGGCAGUGGCGGAGUCAUUGUGACCCAUGGGACGCUGACGACAGCUGCGGCGGCGGCGGCGGUGAUGCCGCUGCUCGCUGUACUGGCGGCGGCGCUGAUGCCGCGUGCCGUACCGUACGGCAGCAAGGAGGCAUCUUGGCAGCCACCUAGCAGCCCGCUGUGGAGUCAGGCGCUUGCGCCGAUACUGGCCGUCGCCUGCCGUUCACUGCUGGCGGCAUCCGGGGUUGGCGGCGGCGGCGGGAGGGCGUACGGUAGCGGCGGCGUCCCUUCCGUCGCCCCAACCCUUCCCUUUCCUGACGGCAGCGCUGGCGGCGGCGGAGGCGGGGGGGGCGACAAGGAGUCUGCCGUACACUCCGUCGCCUCCGCCUGGCUGCUGCUGCGGCUGCUGGCUCCGACAGCGUCACUUGACAUGCUGCAGCGGGCGGCGAAGCUAGCGACCGCGGCGGCAGCGGCGGCGAAGGAGCGAGGAGCGCCAACGCCUGCAUCAGUCGACUCGCCGGCGUUAGCGGUGGAGUCAGAGACGGCGGAGGCGGCGGAGGUGCAGUGUACGGCAGCUGCCUGGUCGCUCCUGCAGCACUUCGCAGCUGCUGGUGGCGGCGGCGGCGGGCCGGAGAGGGCUUGCCUUCCCGAGGGCCGUCCCAUGGGUGGCGGCAGCGGAGGCGCACGCGAGGGCGCGGGUGAGGGAGCAGCGCAUCUCGCCUCGGAGGAGGGGCUGCUGCGGCGGCUGCAGUUGUUGGCUGCGAUGACUGGGACGGGAGCUGCUGGCGAUUCGACUGCCACUGGCGUAUCUAAACCGCACUGCGAUUCCGGACUUGUCAGCAACAACAACAGCGAUGUUAUGUUAGGCAGAGGCCACCGAGGACAGCAGCCCCAGGAGCCGACAGCCGCAGACCCUUCCUCCAUGUCGGCGUCUUCCGUAUCUUCUCCCUCCUUAUCAGCGUCUCCAUCGUCGUACCCUGGCAGCAGCGACUGGACUGUGCGGCAGCAACGGCUCUUCGCGCUGUGCCGGUGUUGCGAGACGCUGCUGCUUUCCCAGCCUCCGCCUCGGCCUCCGUCAACCCAUGCGCCUCAUCCGAGCCAAGCGACCCACGGGUCACCGCUUUGGGACCUCGCGUUGCACGCCUGCCUUGCGGCUGUGCUACGUAUCGCCACUUCUGCCUGUGACAACGACGCCGGCAGGCCGGGAGGCCGGGAUGCAGAGGUGGCGGUGGUGGUGGCCUGCACACCUGCCCUGCGCGCCGCCCUUUGUAGCUGGAGUGUCGGACUGGGGGAGCCGGAGUCUGGUGGAGUGGGACGUGGCAACUGCAUGGGGCUUGAGGAGCCUGAUGGCGGCUGCGAUGACGGCGGCGGUACCGGCGGUAGGGGCGGCGGUAGGGGCGGCGGUGGGGGCGGCGGUGGGGGCGGCGUUGGGAGCGGCGGCAGCGGCGGUGGCAGUGAGAGCUUUGACAGCGACGAUGAGGGAGGAAGGAGCGGAUUUGGGGACGGAGCUUCCAACGGUGGCGACGGCGACGCAGCGGCGGCAGCAGACGAGCAUGGCGAUCCUCGCCCGCCGGCGGCGCCGGCGGCUGCGAUCUCGGCGCCUGCUGCGUUGUACUGCGCUGUACGGCAUGUCGUACGUCGCGAGACUCGGUGCCUGGCUGCCGUACUGUUGAGCGCGUGUUUCGGACAACUGAGCGCCGUGGUCCAUGGCUGUGACGAAGGUAACGGCGGCAGCGGCUGGACAGGGCUCUGUAGCUCCUUUGCGACGUCCCAACUCAGAGAAUACGACGAUGUGCAGUUUACAUUUGGCGCUACUGAAGUCAGCGGCGGCGCCGCCGCCGGCGGUGAGAGGGACGGGGAGUACGGCAGGCGGGUGGGGGCUGCCGUGGUGGCGGCGCCCGCAGCCCUGGUGGCAGCUGCGUGUCCGCUGCUGGCGGCCAGGAUGCGGCGGGAACUGCUGGCGGCGGCGGGGGCGGAGGUGGAUAGUACGGCAGCGGCAGCAGCGGCGGCGGCGGCGGCGAUAGAGGCCGGGGCUGACGGCGGGGGAGAUAGCGGCGGCGGCGGUGGUGCUUCUAGAAGAGGCGGCAGCGUAGCUGUUGUGGAGUGGCCUCGAGUCGUGCAGGUCCCCAUGGGCUCCAAGGUUCCCCGGGCGGCCUUCCAAACUCUCCUGUCGUACAUCACGGGCAGCGGACCCGCUGCCGUACAACGGCGCACCGCUGGAGGGCCGCCGCUGCUUGAGAUGGCUGCCACCGCCGCCGUCGCCGCCACCGCCACCGCCACCACCUCUGCCAGCGGCUCCAUAGGCAAUGCCGCUAAUACUGCUACUAGCACCGGCGACGGCAGUACGGCGGCGUCGGCUCGGGAGGUAGCGGGCCUGGCUGCUGCGCUGGGUCUACCCGCGCUCAGAGCCCUGGUCCGGGCGGCAGCUCCGCAACCAGGCAGCCGCCCGCCGCCGCAGCCACCCAACCUGACGCCGCUGCUGCCGCGACAGCUGUUGCUGCUGCCGCCUCCUCCGCCGCCGUCAACGCCGUCAACGCCGGCGCUGCCGUACGGUUCCAGGAUGCAACCGCGUGAUGAGUGCAGCGACGGUGGCGGCUCCCCUCCCAAGGCUCUGGGCCAACCAGAGUCGCACCUCCAUCCGCCAAGGUCCCGGGCACACCCGCACCCGCACCCGCGCCUGGAGGAGCAGCUGGCCAGCCUGUCACGCUGGGAAGAGGAGCAAGACCGACUGGCCCGUGCUGCCUCCACCGCUACUGCCGCCCAUACCGCCAGCUGCUCCCCCUCCUCCGCACGCCUGCCUGCUUGGCCUGUCGUGGAUUCGGAGCUGCUGCUGGAACUGCCUCCGCCGCUGGCGGAGGGAGGCGGAGGAGGAGAAGAACAGGAGGUCGGCCAUAGCCCCAUUGAAAGAGAGCCUAACCAGGCUACCGGUAUCCCCUGGCCUGCAGAUGCCGUACUAGCGGCUCCGCUGCUGCUGCAGCUGCACCCCUGCCAGAAACAACGCCGCCACGACAACAGCCACGCCAGCGAUGCUGAAGACGGCGGCAACAGCCACGUUGCAUGUCGUACAGUCCUCAUCCCAGCACACCGAGUGGUGCUGGCGGCGGGUUGCGAGUACUUCUCGGCUCUGUGCUCCCCACGCUGGGGUGAGUGGGGCGCUGGCAUGCAUGGGACCGACAGGGGUUUCAGCAGCAGCAGCAGCAGCAGCAGCGGGGGUGCUGCAGGACAAGAUGGGCGCGUGUACUUGCGGCCUGCCGUGCCGCCGUCACCCCCGCAUGGCGGCUCGGUGGGCUCGGUAGCCCUCCGGCUGCAGCUGCUGCGGGCUCCCGGCUGCGAUGCGGAGGUGCUGCUGGCGGUGUUGCGGCACCUGCACGACCCUCGCCACCACCACCACCACCACCACCACCUUCAUACCUGUCACCAAAGCCACACGCAACAGUGCCCGGAGGCGACAGGAGGAACAGGAGCAGCAGCCGUAAUGGCGUCGGCAUCGGCAUCAGGGUCAUUGGGGUCGGCGUCAGCCUGCUUGCUUCCAGAGCUGCCGCCGUUACGGCCCUGCGAAUGGGCGCCCCUGGGCGGUGCACAACAGGGAUGCCCACGAGACGAUGGCAGCGGCGGCGGCGGCAGCGGCGGCAGUGGCGUCAGCCGCAGCGGCAGCGAAGGAGGUGGCGUUGGCGAAGGAGGCGGCGUUGGCGCAGAGGACGGCGGAGCUCUGCUGGAGGAGGAGGAGGAGGAGGAGGAGGUUGGGGCAUGUGAGGCGUGUUGGGAGCUGCGCUUGUGCUUGCGUGUGGUGCUGGCCUGCCAGGGACUGCUGCUUCCGGAGCUUAGGACGCAGGCGGCCCAACGCGCCCUGGCCCUGCUACACCACAGCAGCAGCAGCCGCGAGCAUCGAGAUGGCUGCGGAAGGCACAGCGGCCGGCAGCACCGGGGAAGGCCGCUGACGGCGGGAUGUAUGCUGACGGCGGCUCGAGACGGGGCGGUGCUGGGGCUGCAGGGAGUGGUGGCGGCGGCACUGCGGGAGCUCACCAGGCGUUACGCCUCAGCGGACGUCGAGUUGCUGGCGGAAUGGCGAGACCUGCCGCCGCAGUUGCAGCGGGCCGCCACGGAUGCCUGGACGCGCGCCGCUCGCUCCCACGCAUCAUCUGCAGCCGCCGGCGGGAGGAUACGGCAAGGCCCGGGCACCGCGAGGGCAUCGGAAGCAGCACCCGAGCUGCAGGGGGGGUUAGGGGCGUCCCGUGACGGCGGGUCGGGAGUGAGGAGUCAAGGGUCGGCACGUGCGGGGGGCAGGUUGCAGGACGCAGUGAGGCUGCUAGCGGAGGCGGUUGGGGGCCGGUAGGACGGUGGUACGGUAAUGGUGUAUUGCUGAUUGUGUAGUGGUGCAGUGUGCUGUUGUAAGGCGACAGUUGGGCAUGAUGAGGUCAAAUGAGCUUGCGCAGCUGUGCAUUGCUGGGCGCAGGGUGCAACUGGUAAUGACUUACUCUGUGCAUUACCCGUAAGAGAGAGCUGUACAUUACCCGUAAGAGAGAGCUGUACAUUACAUGGUGACCAUUACCGUUCGCAUCACAGGCGACGGAGCAUUAGUAUCAUCGCACUCAUCUCGGCUACAUACACAGCACAUGCAUUGCGAAUUCGCUAUUAGAAACAGGGACAGCACUAAAAAAGGUAUGCAUAUGUACGUAUGGCAUAACAUGAUACAUUGUAACGCAGAUGAAACCGAA